Molecule: messenger RNA, 1311 nt
Organism: Hyla sarda
Lineage: Eukaryota; Metazoa; Chordata; Amphibia; Anura; Hylidae
Exons: 2
Coding region: 430-1155 (241 amino acids)
Source: RefSeq, a predicted model, not a curated record
AUAAGAAAAGUUUAAUUAGACUAUUUCCUUAUGCAAAGUUGCUGUCUGGGCAUGCUGGGAGUUGUGGUUCUGCAGCGGUUGGGGGUUCACAGCUUGAAGACCACUGCUAUAGAGGGUGCAAAUGUAUCUGAGCCCUGGAACUCAAAUAAUGUGAAAUAUGAGAUGAUCAAAAUGGAGCCCCUGCACUAAUUACUUGGGUUCUGAGGUCUGUAAGGUCCAUAGUAAAAACAUCAGGUUCUGUCUAUAGCAGAUACUAAAUCAUGGCAGCUCAAAGAAACAAGCAGUCAUUCUGACAUGUCACAUGUGAUGUCAUAGACAGCUGGAGGCCUGACAUUCCACUGACAGCCGCCCGAGCCUUCAGUCUGUAAUUGUUCCUGUGCGAUUAGUGAGAAUAGUGAGAUUAGCGUCUUCUUCUUCUACUUGUCUGAAAUGGAGCUAAAAGGACUGGGGUUCGUCCCCCUCCUGUUGGCGUUUUGGUGUGCGGCCUGGCUUGCCACCAGCUACAUCAUGACGGUCGUCCUCGGCCAUGCAGCCUCGCCACUGAUGAGCAUCAGUGACGUGGGAAAUUUCUUUCCCGAAAGCAUAUUAUUCAGAAUUGGAUUCAUAGGGACGUCCAUUGGCACUUUGGUACUAACCUUUCUUAUUUAUAAGUAUAUGGUUAUGCAUACUGAAGAGUUCAGGGGUCAUCAGGUCCUGAUCCAGAGGAUCCUGCUGGCCAUUGUGUGGGCCUCCUGUUUUGCCACAGCUGUUAUGCAUGUAUUGUCCCCCGAAGAAUACCCCAGGAUACACUUUGUCAGCACGAUAAUUUCCAUUACAUGUGAAGCCUUAUACUACCUUGGGCAGUCCAUCCAGAUGUAUAGAUUACAAGGAGCAAAAAAAGUCAUCCACCAUAGUAGAUGCACCUGCUGUGGCCUGACUUUUGUCUGUGUAGUUUUCUAUUUUGGAUAUGAAACAUUAAAGGAAUUAUUCCAUAAUGAUGAAGACUGGGACGAGAUCCGUGAAAUCCCCAUCAUAAUCAUCGAGUGGGUGAUGCUUCUACUGAUCCUGAUAAACAUCGUGACCUAUUAUUCCACCAUGCAGAGGUUAUUGUUGACCGUCUCCAGAAACAGCUGCACACUCUCUCUUAGAGUAAAAAUUGAUGACUUUGGGGUGUAGACCACCACGGGGGCCAUCAAGUGGACUUCUGGGAGAGAUACUGCACAGGACACGGAAAACAUCUAAAGAAGAAUAACUGGGGGACUACAUAUGGUGCCAGUAAUCAUGACACAAUAAUAUGAGCUGGUGAUAUUACCUAUACAAAAAAAAAUAAAA